AGCGCUGAGUCUGGGAGAGCUGCUGGGUGGCUGCUCCUCCGAGGCUCUGGGCUCCCAGCUCCAGACCGACUCCUGCGCUCCCUGCUCCCUGUGCCCUCCAGCUCUCUCCUUAGAGGGGACUCUGCGGAGGAGCCAGCGAUACCGCUCCGCUUCACCCCAUACUGACCCGCUCCCUGCCCCAGGCCCAUUCCUUUCCUCCGCUGUCCGCGGCAGUUCCCCGCGCCCUCCGGACCCCAGAGAGCUGCAGCCAUGGGCAUCCGAGGCAUGCUGCGAGCCGCUGCGCUCCUGCUGCUCAUCAGAACCUGGCUCGCAGAGAGCUAUGACCCCAGUCCCACCCCAAAAUUCCACUUCGAGUUCUCCUCCACCAUGCCCGAAGUCGUCCUGGACCUCUUCAACUGCAAAAAUUGUGCAAAUGAAGCUGUGGUUCAUAAGAUUUUGGACAGGGUGCUGUCGAAAUAUGAUGUCCGACUGAGACCAAAUUUUGGAGGUGCCCCUGUGCCUGUGAAAAUAUCUAUCUAUGUCUCCAGCAUUGAACAGAUCUCAGAAGUAAAUAUGGACUAUACAAUCACAAUGAUUUUUCAUCAGACCUGGAAGGAUUCUCGCUUAGCAUACUAUGAGACCGACCUGAACCUGACCCUGGACUAUCGGAUGCAUGAAAAGUUGUGGGUCCCUGACUGCUACUUUGUGAAUAGCAAGGAUGCUUUUGUGCAUGAUGUAACUGUGGAAAAUCGUGUAUUUCAGCUUCACCCAGAUGGAACAGUGCAGUAUGGCAUCCGACUCACCACCACAGCAGCCUGUUCCCUGGAUCUGCACAAAUUUCCUCUAGACAAGCAGGCCUGCAAGCUGGAGGUGGAGAGCUAUGGCUACACAGUCGAAGACGUUGUCUUAUCCUGGGAAGACAACGAGAAUGCCAUCCACAUGACUGAGGAGCUGCACAUCCCCCAGUUUUCUUUCUUGGGAAGGACAAUUACUAGCAAGGAGGUGUACUUUUACACAGGUUCCUACAUGCGCCUGAUACUGAAGUUCCAGGUCCAGAGGGAAGUUGGCAGCUAUCUUGUGCAGGUUUAUUGGCCCACUGUCCUCACCACCAUCCUCUCUUGGAUAUCAUUUUGGAUGAACUAUGAUUCCUCUGCAGCCAGGGUGACAAUUGGCCUAACUUCAAUCCUCGUCCUGACAACCAUCGAUUCACAUCUUCGGGAUAAACUCCCCCACAUUUCCUGUAUCAAGGCCAUUGACAUCUAUAUCCUUGUGUGCUUGUUCUUCGUAUUCCUGUCCUUGCUGGAGUAUGUCUACAUCAACUAUCUUUUCUUCAGCCAAGGACCUCGACGCCAUCGUAGGCGACACAGGAGACCCAGAAGAGUCCUUGCCCGCUACCACUACCAGGAAGUAGUGGUGGGAAACGUGCAGGAUGGCCUGAUUAACGUGGAAGAUGGAUUCGGCUCUCUUCCCACCAGCCCAGCACAGGCCCCCCUGGCAAGCCCGGAAAGCCUCGGCUCUUUGGCGUCCACCUCAGAGCAGGCCCAGCUGGCCAUCCCGGAAAGCCUCAGUCCACUUUCUUCCCUCUCAGGCCAUGCCCAGUUGGCCACUGGAGAAAGCCUGAGUGAUCUCCCCUCCACCUCCCAGCAGGCCCUUCAUGGCUAUGGUAUUCACUUUAAUGGCUUCCAUAGUGAUGACACUAUUACUCCCACCAAAAUCCGAAACCGUGCCGAGGCCCUUGACCAUGCUGAGACCUAUGACAACGAAGAUUCUGAAGAUGACCUGAGCUUGGAUAAGAACCAUGGCCAUGGCCCCAGCCGGAAAGCCAUGCAGUACCUUGGCCAGAGGUGUGUGCAAGAAGGAAACUGGGACCUUGAUGAGAUCCAGAGCUUACAUGAUGACAUCAAUGUCGAGAGCCGCUCCCUUGACCUUGAGGAACAACGCAAGGAUGAUAAUGACAGUAUCUGGAGCCUUGAUGAUGAGGAGCUCAUGGCCUGUGACCUAGAGAAGGACACUAGCUCAGAGUCUGAGGACAGUUGCCCACCAAGCCCUGGGUGCUCCUUCAAUGAAGGGUUCUCUUUCCAGCUCUUUAACCCAGACCAUGUCCCGAAGGUUGACAGGUGGUCCCGAUUCCUCUUCCCUCUUUCCUUUGGCCUGUUCAAUGUUGUUUACUGGCUGUAUCAUAUCUACUAGUUCCCACUGUGCUGUGCUCCCUUCACAGUUAUCUUGCUUUUGUUUUUCCCUUUUUUCUUUAUUCAUUUUACUUGGUGGUUCUUGGUUCAACACUUGUCUUUAUCAUCAUGAGGUGGCAAAUAGGGAAAGAACCCAUUCCAGUGAGAGGGAAAGGACUUGAGGAGGAAUGGGAAAAGAAAGGAUGGAUCUGAGUGUUACCCACCAACAUUUAUGGUGGCUUUUCUGUCCCUAUGAGGUGUCAAAUUUUCUUUUUCAUUUCCUUUUCUCUUCUUUGUUUUUCCUCCUAGGGUCAUGGACCUUGCUCACCCUCUGCUUAGGACUCUGAGAGAAAGUAAAGCUAAGUUGGGCUAGGGUGUGCAGGGGAAGGACUAGCCACAGCUUCAAAGUACAGGCAACUGGCUAUAAGAAAGUCGGGGAGCUUUUGAAAGUGCCUUUUGCCCAUGAUUUGGUAUUUUGUGUGAUGUUGUAGCAUAGGAUUAGAAAGAAAAUGUGGGUGACAAGAGGUACAAAGGGAGAUGGCAGGGGUAAGUGAGGAACCGGCAGAGGGUGAAGUCAGGUUGGAGAGUGCAUGGGUUAAGCUGGCCCCUUUGGAGGGAUUAGAACUUCUCUUGCCCAUAUUUCUGCUUCAGAAUGCUUAACCAUGGGAACUCAAUACUUCUGUCUAGUCAGCAGUUAGCAGUCAUCUGUCAAUCACUGAGUUGGACACUAGUCACAGUGUAAUUGCUUGGUGAAUAACCACUGGGCUGGAAAGUUCAGACUGGCUAUUUAACCUCUGAUCUAGAGUAGCAAAUGAACAACUAUUAUGAAUCUAUAUACUAAUCCUUUAUAUUCGUCUAGUGCGUGGUAAGUGUCAACAAGCUCACUGACCCUUCACACUACUGGACCCUCACAGAAGCGCUGUGAGCAAGAGAAAGCAAAGCACCGUGUCCCCAGUGUUCCAAGAAAAAUGUGGAAUGCAUGUGCCAUGCUUGAGGACACUUGCUCUUCAUACUUAUGCUACUCUGAACUGAAGUAUACCCCUUCUUUCCCUCCCCCUUGCAAAAGGGGGUCCUCUAGCAGAGUCUGCUUACCUAUCAUGUUGCCAGCCUCAUUCUAUAGCACUGGAGCAUCUCAGCAGGAAGAGGCUGCUAACCAGCCAAUAAGAGAGAAGCCAGCAAGUGGAGAGUGUGGACCUUCAGACCCAGUAUGUGCAUGAACCAGCUUGAUGAAGGCCAUGAGGAAGUGAGCUUUGCCAAGCACUCAACCCAUGUUCCCCCUUCCUCCCUAGGCAGCCUCUCCUGCCUCUCCUCACCCCUCCACCUACCCACCCUUUUAAUUGUUCCUCUGUGUUGCUACUUCUGUGUGUCUGCUACUUGUGUUUAUCUGAUUUGAAUGGGCAUGAAAGAAAGUACACUUGAAAGGACAUGCAUUCUUGUUGGUGGCUUUUCUAGAACCACCAGAAUUCCCAUGGCCUGUACCUACAUAAAGCCCUAUUUGGAUGGGCUGGUUAACUGUUUCUUUCCGAUCCCGCUGUUCCAGAGAGCAGGUUCUCCUGGUUCCCGUCCACUCCUUACUCCUCCCUCUCUGCAUCUGUGCUGUGUUCUGUAUUGAAGGCCCAGGGGAAGUACAGGUAGUCCUAAGAAGUGCUAAUAUAGUGCCUUGAGGUAGGUAGUACUCAAUUUGUGGGAUAAGUUGGGCGCUGAGCAUUUUGCUUGGUGCUAGAAGAGCAUGGUUUAGGGAAAAGGAAGUUGUUACCAGAAUAUCUAAGAUUGCCUAUAUUUGGACACCCUGCACAGAGAGGUCCAGAUUGAAGGGAGAACAGUACCCUCACAUGGCUAUUGAAAAACUAGCUUCCUGGAGCUUAAUCAUUGGUUGCUUGACUUGUAUUCAGUCUCCAGGACCCUGGUGGGGAUUUGAACCCUGUGGAGGGGAAGCAGUUCAUUGGGGUGAAGUCACAAAGGGAAGUCAGAACAAUGAGGAAGAAUAAGAGGUAGCAAUGCACAGGAAGGUUUCACAGCAUAGAGGAAUGGCAGAGAGGCCAGUUGUAAAUACCCACAUACUAGGUACGUUAGACCUUAAAGAAUAUCCUGCCCUAGUGUGCUGCAAUGAGAGCAGUUGAACUCUACUGCUACUCGUACUCCGUGAAGUUAAAUGUCAAGUUGAGGUGGAGAUUUGGCAAUGACACUGUUUCAGGAACUUGAACUUUCAGCCUUUGCCAUAGUUUUGAUCCUUCUAAUUGCCAGGAAAAUUGUCCUGGAAAUUGCCAGAUCUCCCCUUGUCAUGUUCUGUGUGUGGUCUGUCAUUGGCGUCCUUAUUGAGCCCCAUCCUGAGCUACCCCUAACCCCUCCCCUGCUGUGCAGGUACACCCCUCCAGUUGGCUGCCAAUGUCCCCUGCCAAACCUCCCCUACACCAAGUAGCUCUAGAAGUACAGAUCAUCUGGUUGGGUGCUCCCUGAGUUCAGCCAAUCAAAGGGCCCUUGGUAAUUUGGAGCUUGGGCAGAGGGAAGGGUCUUGCUGAGUCUGGGAUGGAACACCCCCACUGCUCACUUUUCCUUUCUCUCCCUCCCCUUGACUUUCCCCUUAGAAUCCCUCCCUCAGGAAGGACGCCCCCUGUUUUUUCCAAAGUGUUGUUUUGUCGUGGGGAUGUCUGACACGUUUCCUACCAAGAUCUUGACCAUUCCAUCUGCCACUGUGGGGUGCCUUUGCAGAGGUAACAGACAAACUCUUGGGUCUUAGUGGAGCUUAUUCAAUCUUUUCUUCUAAUUCUAAUUCUUGUUAAUAGCAAGGCUACAAAAUCUUUGCAUAUUCAGAGCUGAGUUUUGCUGAGACUAUGGACAUUCCUAGUGAGGUUUGCACAUUCUGUACAUACAACAGCUAACCCUUUGAGCUAUUAACUACUGAAUGCAUCCACUAAGCUCUCCACCUGCAUGAUACCCUGCUGUGGUGAUGUGCAGUAGCUUUAUAACUACUCAAAGCCCAGCAUCAAAGGAAAUUGUGACUUGUCCUACUGAAAGUACAGUGUGUGUUUGUUGUAUAAUUGUCCUGUGAUCAAUAUGAGAUCUAUAUUAUCAGUGUUGGGUUUUCAGGGGGGAGGGAAGGGUGUUAAAGUAUUUUCCUCAAUACUUAAAUUAUGAAAUACCCCCAAAUGGUCAGGGUCACCUCUAUGGACUCCACUUGUGUGAGAAUUUGCACCCAGCAUCUUGCCAGACUGCAUCCCCAGGGUUGGUUGUCAUCAGCAAUGCUGAAGGUGUCAUAAUUUAAUGCAACCAGCUCUCCUGCCUGACACCAGGCAGUCAGGGGAUUUUGUUGAAGGCAGUCAAGUCAGUAACAUUCUGGAAGUAUGAACUACAGUAAAAUCGCACAUACCAGGUCUUCAGACAGUGAAAACCAAGAAAAGAGGAGGAGGAAUAAGACUCAGGUGUCCUGAAUGACCUGACCCACAAAAGGGCACAGAGCAGGAGAGCCUAAUGAGAUGACUGGGAGCCUUCUUUGUUCUAAUUAAUUGUACAUUUUCACAUGACCUUGACCAGUCCUGACCUUAAGAAAGUAAAAAAAAAA
This is a messenger RNA of Sciurus carolinensis (gray squirrel), 5706 nucleotides long. It is a transcript of the gene Gabrq, whose product is annotated as gamma-aminobutyric acid type A receptor subunit theta. The transcript is spliced from 9 exons. Gene Ontology annotation, biological process: monoatomic ion transmembrane transport; signal transduction; chemical synaptic transmission. The record is from RefSeq and is a predicted model, not a curated record. Gene Ontology annotation, cellular component: membrane; synapse; neuron projection. Gene Ontology annotation, molecular function: GABA-A receptor activity; extracellular ligand-gated monoatomic ion channel activity; neurotransmitter receptor activity. Bases 250 to 2169 code for a protein of 639 amino acids. Lineage: Eukaryota; Metazoa; Chordata; Mammalia; Rodentia; Sciuridae.